Poecilia latipinna (sailfin molly) is the source of this 1972-nucleotide messenger RNA. RefSeq names its product ecto-ADP-ribosyltransferase 4-like. Gene Ontology annotation, molecular function: NAD+ poly-ADP-ribosyltransferase activity; NAD+-protein-arginine ADP-ribosyltransferase activity. NCBI's taxonomy places the organism in Eukaryota, Metazoa, Chordata, Actinopteri, Cyprinodontiformes, Poeciliidae. The coding region runs from base 523 to 1539 and encodes 338 amino acids. The transcript is spliced from 2 exons. The record is from RefSeq and is a predicted model, not a curated record.
GCAAACAGACAGAAAGUGGAGUGUGCUUGUAUUUAUUACAAAUGAUCAUUAAAAAAAUUCUACAUGGUGCAACACAGUAAACUGCAAACUAAAGCAAGAAUGUUGAAAAAGGAGUAAGAUGAAAGGUGAACUUGAUCAGUUGUUUCUUUUCUAGCAGUGACUUCUGUGCAAACACAGCAUGCAAACUCCUGGUUAUUUUGAGCAGCAGUUCUAAUGAAGGUGUGGGCCGAGUAGCUGCACCUGUAGAUCCUGUCCUGCAGUAAUGCUUAGGUGGAGAAGAAAAAAAAACAUUUCCUCUCCGAGUCUCGCUGUCUUUUUUUGUGCUCCAUGGAUUAUGAAGCCAGUUGCAGUAAAAAGGUAAGCCUAAAAUGUUUCCCUUUUGUUGCUAAAGGUGGAUUACAAGAUUAAAAAGAGCCCUGUGUUUUCCCUUGACAAAGGUUUAUUGCUGAUCUUCAAAAACAUUCAAGUUAUUUUUUUUUCUCAAAGUCAACAAAAUUCCUUGGUCAUUUCUUUAAAUCAGAUAUGACAUUCCGGUGGGAAUCAACGCGUGGGAUUAAACUCCUAAACCUGGUUCCACUUUGCGGACUGUUGCUGGUCCUGGUCCUGCUGUAUAAUGACCCGCUUCUAAUCCUGUGGUGGCCCCAGAGAUCUGCCGAGAAUGCUGCAGUCUUGCCCCUGGAUAUGGCCCCAGAUUGCAUUGACGACAUGUAUGCCGGCUGUCGUUCUAAGUCCAUGUCUCUCAUCAACCUGUAUGGUGUGUUUGAGUGGCACGCCAACAUGAACUUUAGCUACGCCUGGGCUGUAGAUGAGAGAAAUGCCAAGAAGCCUGUGCACAAGCACCUACAAGACGAUCACGCCACGUCCUUGUACAUUUUCACAAAACUGGCCAACAUCCGACAGGAUUUCAACACGGCCGUGAAAACGGGGAAACAAAAGUACAGCACGGACGGCUUCAGGUUUCAUUUUCUGUAUUUCUACUUGACCGACGCCAUCCAAGCCCUAAAUCCGAACCACUCGGAGUGCCGAACCGUUUACCUCAGGACUUGGAAACGCUUCGACCAGGAUGUCAUAGACACAAACGUCCGCUUUGGGGGAUUCACUUGGGCAAUCUCAAGCAAGCAGUCGUUUGAGGCGAACGGCGACGUCUCCUGUUUUGAGAUCCAAACGUGCUUCGGCGCUGACAUCACGCAUUACUCCAGCGUAAACCAGAUGGGACAGGUGCUCAUUCCGACCUACGAGGUUUUCCGGGUGAUGGCCGUUGUGACGGGCGACCCGUGGUGCGGCGUGGUCUACAAGCUUCAGAGCACCAAGAAACCAAAGGCAGACCAAAACUGCAAACUGAGUCAGAAGCUAACAAAAUCUCUUUUGGGUGGAGGACUUUUAAGCUGGGGUGGAGGCAACACCCUGACCAUGUCUGCAUGCGCUGUGCUGCUAAUAAUAAACUCUUUUAUUCUCGUGAAACGCAAACAGAAAUGCUAUGUGGCUGUUGUGUUGGGUGCUCUGAUCGUCCUGGUAAUUUUCAUGUUAUUGCUUAUUUAACUGCAGUCUUAAUUUACAUUAUAAGCACUUGUAGGAUAUUAAAAUAUUCCAAAAAACUUUUCGUUUAAUAGUAUUUACCUAAAUAAUUAACGACAAAGUGGUGAUUGUUUAUUCUAAACGAAUGUCUUUGUAUUGCAUCUGUACAUUGGGGAAUUUUGUAAAUUCACCACACCAAAUAAAAUAAAGCCAAGUUCUGCUUGUGCUAACUUUGUAAGCCAAAUUAAAAGAGCCAUAACACAGAUGAAAAAUUAUAGCUUCAAGUCUAACAUGUCUUUAAAUAAUGUUUUUGUUUAAUUCUAGGAUUGAUUUUAACUUUACUCUGGUUUAUGGUUGAACUGUCUCUUUGCACAAAAUCUGAACUAAGUUUUAGUUUAUCAAUUUGUGGUUCUGCUUGUCUGAGCUCCACAGGAAGUGGUCUUAUGAGAAGCAGGAC